AGGUAAAAAGAAAAGGUUAGAGGGCUGUCUCAGUAUAAAAAAAAUAAAAAAGUACAAUCAUGUGGACAAGUGCGCUAAGACAAGAGGCGAAGGUGGUGGCGCUGAUGACCCAAGCGUGCGCCUACAGCUACUCUACACCAUCGCCACUCACAGUCACAUCUAGUCUCAACUACUACAACAAACUCACUUCCAAUCAUCCAUCCUUCAUCUCACCGCGCUCUUUCGUCUCCAUCAUGAAUAACAACAGCACUAACCCUCCUCAACAACCACAUCUGGAUUCCAUUUUCAAGCAAAAACGGGUCCUCCGAUCCAAAGUCCGCCAGACCCUCAAGUCUAUGGACCCUUCUCUUCGAUCCCAUGAAGAUAAUGCAAUUCAGAACAUUGUUCUGGAAGCUCCGUGGUUUAAGUCUUGUCAGAGAUUAUGUGCCUAUAUAAGUUGCACUGCUUUGAGAGAAGUUAGCACUUCUAAAUUGUUGUCUGAAAUUUUGCAAACUCCACCUAAAGAAUUUGAUGUUGAUCGAUNACCGAAUUAA
Messenger RNA from Pistacia vera, 533 nucleotides. RefSeq names its product 5-formyltetrahydrofolate cyclo-ligase, mitochondrial-like. Bases 60 to 533 code for a protein of 157 amino acids. The transcript has 3 exons. NCBI's taxonomy places the organism in Eukaryota, Viridiplantae, Streptophyta, Magnoliopsida, Sapindales, Anacardiaceae. The record is from RefSeq and is a predicted model, not a curated record. Gene Ontology annotation, molecular function: 5-formyltetrahydrofolate cyclo-ligase activity. Gene Ontology annotation, cellular component: mitochondrion. Gene Ontology annotation, biological process: folic acid-containing compound biosynthetic process; tetrahydrofolate interconversion.